Molecule: messenger RNA, 2066 nt
Organism: Trichobilharzia regenti
Lineage: Eukaryota; Metazoa; Platyhelminthes; Trematoda; Strigeidida; Schistosomatidae
Source: the annotation of a GenBank genome assembly
AUGACAUCCAAUCUUCAAAAAGACACAACUUUGACAAAAAUAUUCGUCGGUGGACUACCCUAUCACACAACAGAUGAAAGUUUACGUUGUUUUUUUGAUCAAUUCGGCCCAAUCGAUGAAGCUGUGGUUAUCACAGAUCGUCAAACUGGAAAAAGUCGAGGUUAUGGAUUCGUAACUAUGACUCGUACAGAAGAUGCCCUGCUAGCGAUUCGUGAUCCAAAUCCAUGUAUUGAUGGUCGGAAAGCGAAUGUGAACUUGGCCGUGCUUGGAGCUAAACCUCGUCUUAUGCCCGGAACUAACCCUGCAAUGCCACCAUUUUUCCCGCUUCAAACUGGGUUGCCAAUGGACCCGAGUCAGGCGGGUCUUUUCAGCAAUCCAGCUGCUGCUGCCGCGGCAGCUGCACUUGUCAACAACCCUUUAAUGAAUCCUGGACUAUCACCAAACAUUGGCGGUGGACUUUUGCAAACACCGACUAAUCAUCCCCAAAUGUCACCAAUAUCUGAUCCAACUGUUGAUAAUCGACUACAAGCACAAUUGUCAUUGAAUCCACUUACUAGUUUGAAUUAUUUACUUAAUAUUUCAAAUGCAACAGGGAAUCCUUCACCUACUGCUACCGCAGCGGCUCUAGCAGCGGCAGCUAAUGGAAAUCAAGCAAAUAUAUCGCCUGCUGCUUUAGCUCUUCUAAUGUCUGCCUAUGGGCAAGGAGCAAAUGGUUUAAGUACUGGUUUACCGACAAACACUUCGUUCGUUGGAGUGCCAUCUGUCAGUCAUCCAUCGAUAAAUGGCACUAGUUUACCUACCACAAGUUUACUGAACUUAAAUUCUACUACUCCAAAUACAACCGGCCUAAAUGUCCUGACUGGAAGUCAUUCGGUAUCACCAUUCUGUAGGACAUUUACACCAGAAGUUUCAGCCAAUGACUUGAAUGCCUACUCUGCUGCUAUGGCUUAUCAACGAUUACUAAAUAUGGCAUCAAGUUAUCAAACUAUUCCACCAUCCUUACUGACGUCAGUUAAUCCAGUCAACUCAUUGUCAGGCGCUAUGAUUAAUAAUCCAUUUCCCAGUCUUCCAAACCAAACAAUGAGCUAUGCGAACAACAAUAAUAAUAACGCGAAUACUGCUAACAAUAAUAAUGGUAUCAAUGUGUCAAUGGAUCAGCCGAAUUCAAUACCACUGGCAUUUCCGGCCACAUCGCGUAAUUUAGUUACUUUUACAACGGAUAUGAACGGUACAUCAUAUGAUUAUGCUAAUCAUUCACAAGAGUUGACGGCUAAUAUGCAUGCGACGCUAUCAACAGGACAUCAUCCCAGCACAAGCACUACACCACCACCACUACGUGAAAGUAUUGAGUGCGGUGUUAAUGCUUCUAUGAAUUUCUAGAAGUUUAGCAGAAAUGAUAAAUAGUAUGAAAAUUGUCUCUUUCUGUGCUGUUCAAGGUCAUCAAUGUAAAUUGUUUACUUCUUUUUUGUUUAAAUUAAGCUGUGUUGUUAAUUGUGGCGCGUUAAACGAAUAAUGCAUCCUUGUAAUCUAAUCGGUUGUGCGCUAACCUUUAUUGAGUGUAAUCAGUGCUAAUAAUUCUCGUACUUUCUUCUUCUUUUUGUUGUGAUGUUGACAAAAUGAAACUGUGAUCCUCUUGUGCCUUUUUCCCUCUUCCGUUUUUCUCUCUCCUAUCUUUCAUAUGUCAAUGUAAUUUUAGUAACUUCUCCAUGUGUUACGUAAUUUUCGUACUUGACUUCUUUAACUUUAAAUAAUUUCUCUCCUAUGCAAUGUUCUGUGUUCAACCUCCCCCAUUUGCCGACUUUUGUCUCAACAUCUUCAUGCGACUAUUUUCAGACGUGCUUAAACAUAUUCGUUUGCACAAAGUGAUGUCGAGUUUAGUGUGCGUGUAAACAUUCACGAUUCAUGGAGUAUACUGGAAGUGUUCAACAAAUAACUUAACACUUUUUUCUUUUGUUCUUAAAUAUGUGUGAAGUCGUGAAGGAAAAGAGAAUGAGAUAAAUAUCUGUACAAUUCCCCUGUCCUAAUCUUCUUAACCACUUUUGUUUCAUUUCAAUAAUAUGACCUUG